AUGGUACUUAAGGACAUACACGUCCGUGAAAAUAUCAAUAUGGAUAAUAAUCAUCGUUCAACCGGCACAACACUCACGAAUAAUCCAGCCACAACGUUCACCUCACGUCGUGGCUACACCUUUUCGGGCACCACACUCUUCCUCAUUGCCGCCUGUUUCCUAUGCACGCUACUCGCGGUCAGUUUCAUAAUUUACAAUGUGGCAACGUGUGAACAGCCACUUACACCGCUGGCGGAUGAGGAAGUUAUUUGUACGACCGUUAAGAAGCAUGUACUGAAAUCGAGUAACGCCGACGCUGACGAGGCUAAAACGCGACCACACUACGAACGUGACGUACGCCUGCCGCGUACGAUGAAACCACAGAAAUAUAAUAUUUCGCUGGUACCCUAUCUGCUGUAUAACAAUUUCACAUUCGAAGGGGAGGUGCACAUUCAAGUGAUUGUGCUGGAGGACUGCUAUAACAUUACCAUGCAUGCCACCGAGUUGAACAUCACCAAAAAUGAUGUCUCCGUGCGUCAUAUAGGCAUGUCAACAGCGACGACGGCAUUGCAGCCAGCUUUGGCGCAGUAUGCACAGUUUGUACCGGAAAUUGGCGGUGCAGAGCUGAGGAUACGAAAACAAUACAUGCUUGAGCGUAAGCAAUUUUUCAUCAUCGAACUGUAUGACAAACUAAUAAAGGGUGGCGUGUACGAGAUAAACAUCCGGUUCAGUGGUCUAAUACAGGACUAUCUGCAGGGAUUCUAUCGCAGCUCGUAUCAAGUGGGCAAUGAAAAGCGUUGGUUGGUCUCCACGCAAUUUCAAGCUACCGACGCUAGACGCGCUUUUCCCUGUUUCGAUGAGCCAUCAUUAAAGGCGAACUUUACCUUAAAAAUAGCACGUCCACGCAACAUGACGACAGUCUCCAACAUGCCCAUCGUUUACACCAGGAAACACGAGUACCUCACGGAUUAUGAAUGGGAUCAAUUUGCAGAAACCCUACCCAUGUCUACGUAUCUGGUCGCCUACGCCAUCUCGGACUUUGAUCACAUUGCCGCUGGUAACUUUGCGGUGUGGGCACGCAAGGACGCCAUACAAUCGGCGAGUUAUGCGCUGAGUGUGGGACCACAAAUAUUAAAAUUUCUUGAAGAGUAUUUCGAUUUGCCAUUCCCUUUGCCGAAGAUCGAUAUGAUUGCAAUACCGGAUUUCCAAGCAGGCGCUAUGGAGAACUGGGGUUUGAUAACUUAUAGGGAGACUACAAUGCUGUAUGAGGAGGGUGUUUCGUCUACAACCUACAAACAACGCAUCGCCAGCGUUGUUGGACACGAGCUGGCUCAUCAAUGGUUUGGCAAUUUGGUAACGCCCAGUUGGUGGUCGGAUAUUUGGCUGAAUGAAGGCUUCGCCAGCUAUAUGGAGUACAUAACGGUUGAUGCCAUUCAUCCGGAAUGGAAACCGCAAGAUCAAUUUGUGGUUUCCGAAUUGCAAAAUGUUUUCCAAUUGGAUGCGCUGUCGUCGUCGCAUAAGAUUUCGGUUGAGGUCUUUAAUCCAGACGAAAUUUCUGAGAUUUUCGAUCGCAUCUCGUAUGGUAAAGGUUCGACCAUAAUACGUAUGAUGAGUCAUUUCCUAACAACCAAAGUUUUCCGUCGUGGUCUCAGCAAAUACUUGAGAGAAAUGUCUUAUCAUGCGGCCACACAAGACGACUUAUGGCGUUUCCUAACUACAGAGGCGAUUGAAGCUGGUUUACUGGGUAAAAACACAAGCGUUAAAGAGAUCAUGGAUACGUGGACCCUGCAAGUGGGUUUUCCUGUGCUCACUGUAACACGCUCACCAAGCACACACGCCAUUCGUAUGGAACAACAACGUUUUAUAUUCUCAAAUCAAUCGGACGGUGACAAAUCAGCCGAUGAAGGUGGUCCACUUUGGUGGAUACCGAUUACAUACACCACCUCGAAGGAGUUGAAUUUCGAGAAUACACGUCCCAUCACAUGGGUGCCACGUAGUGAAGUGUAUGAGAUUGAGGAUCGUAAUCUUUCCACAGCGGAAUGGUUCAUCUUUAAUAUACAACAAACUGGUUACUAUCGUGUCAAUUAUGACGCGGACAAUUGGAAAGCCAUUACGACACAUCUCAUGCGAUCGGAUAAAUAUCGCAGUAUAGGUCCAGCCAAUCGUGCACAACUGAUUGACGAUGCAAUGAACUUGGCACGCGGCGCGUACCUGAGCUACGAGACGGCGUUGAAUUUGACGCGAUAUCUCAGGCAUGAACUGGAUCAUGUGCCAUGGAAAGCGGCCAUUACGGCAUUCAAUUUCCUGGACUCGAUGUUGGUGAACCAGGGAGAUUAUGAUUUGCUAAAGAACUAUCUUUUAGACCUACUUAUAAAUGUCUACAAAGACGUAACACCGAAAAACUUCACCGACGACGCCGACGAGGGUGAAGACAUGCUGAAAUUAUUUAAACGUGUGGAGAUUUUGAACAUGGCAUGCCAUUUGGGUCAUCGCCACUGUGUUUUGGAGAGCGCAAGACACUUUCACAAUUGGAUCGAAGUGCCGAAUCCGGAUAACAAUAAUCCAAUACCGCCAAACUUGCGUGGCAUCGUCUAUUGCACCGCACUGCAGUAUGGCAAUGAGUAUGAGUGGGACUUUGCGUUCGAGCGCUAUCGCAUGUCGACGGUCUCAACGGAAAAGGAACUGCUACUGAGCGCACUGGGUUGCUCACUGGAGCCGUGGAUUUUAUCGCGUUACUUGCGACGCGCCAUUAGUGGCGGCGACAUACGGAAACAGGAUGUGUUUAGGGUAUUUGCAGCUGUGUCGUCUAAUGUGGUGGGCCAACAGAUCGCUUUCGAUUUCCUGCGCAGCAAUUGGAAUGAAAUUAAGAAUUACUUGGGUUCCACCAUGUCCAAUUUGAAUAUGAUAUUGAAAUUCGCCACAAAGCGUAUGAAUACGAAAUAUUUCCUAGCCGAAUUGGAAUCCUUCGUCAAAACGGAUGUCAAGGAUAAUGGUCUGUCCAUACAGCAAAUUCUCGAGCAGGUGCGCAUUAAUGUGGAUUGGAUGACAAGGAAUUAUCAGGAUAUCAUAGCAUGGUUAAUGCGUGAAGCAACUAUAAGGCAACAACAACAGCAACAGCUUAAUGAUACUUCCUCAGCGUUGCACUGAGGAGUUGAAAAAUUGCUUUUGAUUUUUAUAAAAUUUGGUGUAUUUUUAUUGUUGUAAAAUAGUAUUGUACUCUUGCAUUGCCCUUAUACAUAUAUACAUACAUAGGUAAGUGUGUAAGUGCUUUGAUAUUGUGUAAUGGAACAUAAUUUUUUUUUCGAAUAUAUUCGAAUAUUCGAAGUAAUUUCACUGGGGAAAACUGCAAUGGCAUGCGACCGGCAGUUGUAAUCACGAGUGAAACAGACACAUUCAACUUUAACGUACUAUAUAUAUAUAUAUUUACAUACAUAAGUAAAAUGUUCAUAUUUGCUUACAUACAAACACACAUAAACACACAUACGAAAUAUUUAAUACGAAAUUAAUUACGUCAUAAUUACUUUAGUUUCUUAACAAAAAUACAUACAUACUCGUACAUACACAAAUAUACAUGCAUAUACAUAUACAUAUAUUUUAUA
Messenger RNA from Ceratitis capitata (Mediterranean fruit fly), 3578 nucleotides. It is a transcript of the gene superdeath, whose product is annotated as aminopeptidase N. Gene Ontology annotation, cellular component: cytoplasm. NCBI's taxonomy places the organism in Eukaryota, Metazoa, Arthropoda, Insecta, Diptera, Tephritidae. The record is from RefSeq and is a predicted model, not a curated record. Gene Ontology annotation, molecular function: metalloaminopeptidase activity; zinc ion binding; peptide binding. Gene Ontology annotation, biological process: proteolysis; peptide catabolic process. The transcript is spliced from 8 exons. Bases 1 to 3126 code for a protein of 1041 amino acids.